Ectocarpus sp. CCAP 1310/34 is the source of this 2985-nucleotide messenger RNA. The record is from the annotation of a GenBank genome assembly. NCBI's taxonomy places the organism in Eukaryota, Phaeophyceae, Ectocarpales, Ectocarpaceae.
AUGGUAUUCCGAUGCGCGGAGCCCGGCAAAGGGUGGGGCCUGCGCUGCGUGGAGCCCAUCCCCGCGGGUUCGUUUGUGGCGUGUUACCUGGGAGAGGUGCUGACGGAUAGAUCCGUUGACGACCGUGGGAGGCAGACCCACGACGACUAUGUGUUCGGCCUUGACUUCGCCAAGUGCGCCGCCAGGCCGGGCCACAGCGGUGGGGCACGAGCAGGAGGACUGUCCAAGGAGGAAGAGGAAGCGUUUGGUGACUUCGUAGUCUCCCCGAACAGGGAGAGGUUGCUGGAAGGGUUCGUCGCCGCUACGGGGUGUACGAGCCGCGAGCGGGCGGCGUACUUCCUGCGGGGCGCUGGCGGCGAUCUGGCGGUGGCGGUCAACCACUUCCUCGACGCGCCGGCUGGUGCCGGUGCCGGUGAUGCUCGUGGUGCCGCUUAUGCUGCUAUUGCUGCUGGUGCUGGUGCUGGUGCUGAUGCUGAUGCUGGUGCUGAUGCUGGUGCUGAUACAGCUGCUGGUGUUGGUGAGGACAAUGUACCGUGUGCUGACGACGAUGCAGAUGACGAGAUGGGGGAGUGGGAGGACAACGGCAGCGGAAGUGGCAGCGGCAACCAUGCGCCAGGCGACGGCGGCGGCGGCGGAGACGACGACGACAUUGCGGAUGGAAGCCCGCCGGCUCACCUGUCCGAGACGGAGCGGAGGCGGUGGGUCAGGCACCACAACCAGCGAGAGCGGAUGAUGUACCUGCGCCAACAGGAGGUAAGUGUGGAGCAGCACGUUCCGCGGAACGGUGCCGGUGAUGAUGUGGCGGCCCAGUCCCCGGCUCCCCCCCUCUCGUGCGAAGAGGCGAAGCAAGCGGGUGACGGUGCUACAGCGGGGGGCGGCGCUGCUUCCUCGACAAGGACUACGGUGUCGCCGCCGAGUUCUCCCGCGGAGGUGCUCUGGCAAGAAGUGGGAGACGACUUCGGUAGUAGCGAAGCGGUGGCGGAGGCAGGGGCGGGAAUGCUCGUGCCUCCCUGGAGGCACGGCAGCGUGGCGAUAGUGGCGGAGCCCCUCACGAAGAACGUGGUGCCGUCGGGGGCGACAUCGCCGCCUUCUUCUUCCGCAACACCUCCCCCAUCGGACGAACUUCCCAACCCCAAGCGCAUCAGGAGGGGGGGCGACCUCCACGAGUCGUUGUGCGAAGUCGUCGACCCCCCAGGGCACCCCCCUCCAGGAGUUUCGUCGCCGGGGCCCCCACGCGGGUCCGGAGGGAGCGGUGAGCAGUGGCUGACACGCCGGAAAGACAAGGCGCCUGGAAAACCUUCGACUCCGAGCAUGGCCACACCAGCAACAGCUAUGAGUGUGGCCACAGCAGGCGUGAGUACGCCCACAUCAGCAACAACAGCUGCGAGUACGCCCACAGCAGAAACAGCUGCUGUGAGUACGCCCACGGCAGCAACAACAGCGGCACAAGAAGAAGUAAAUUAUGGGGAGGGGCUCUUCGCGGAGAUUGACCUUUCUCUGGAGGACGAGUCGACCACCGUGUCGCAGACCCGAUCACCACACAAAGACGCUGCUGUCUCUACCGCCGAAGAAGCCCAUCGGACGCCACCGCCGAGUCGGAACAUCGCCGCGCGGACCCACGCUGCAGCAGGCGGAGGCCCCGGCGUUGACAUCGCCGCAGCCGGUGCUGGUGGUGGUGGUAACGAGGUCGAUUUCGAGGUGGAGGCUUGGACGCCGUCUUCGCCGCGCUCGGAUGUGUCGCCGGAGAUGGCGGUGGACGCCAAGGACUUCGGCAACGUGGCGAGAUUCAUGAACCACAGCUGCGACGGAAACCUGGUGAAGAAGAUGGUUUUCGUCGAGGGCCACGACUUUCGCAUCCCGCGGGUGGCGUUCUUCUCUCUCGAGAAGAUACAGGCGUACGAGGAGCUUACGUACGACUACAACUACAAGGUCGGUUCGGUGGAGGGGAAGAGCCUGGCUUGCCGCUGCGGGGCCCCGACUUGCCGCGGGAUGCUGCUUUGAAACCCCAGUCAAGCCGGCACGCUCUCCUUUCCGUGUUUUGACGGGAAGGGAUGGACUGUUGAUUCCCACUACCGUCACGUUGCGAGACGUUUGAUAAAGGUUGUUUGUUAUUGUUGUUGUUGGUGUUAAUGCUAUUGUUGUGUUCCGUUGAGAAAACCGUUCCGAUCUCUGGUCAGUACCGUCGAACAUCCGUAACGGUCCGACUGACUCCGGAGCAGGGUGUGGUCACAGGCCAACGGCAAGAGGCGGCGAGAAGUCACCCCCCCCUAGACAGAUUUCAAAGCUCGAUUACUCCAUAACCAAGAUUGUUCCAACACCAACAUUAUUGAUUUGAGAACCACUCCGUCGAGGGCAUUCCGUACACGUAUCGGGUUCCUUCCGCAUCGAGCUUUGAAAGUCGGCAUUGGCGGGGUGCCAUCUCCCGUCCUCUUGCGGUACCCCCAACAAGGGUACAAGUUUGCGCUACCAAGACUCAAAGAGAUUUUAAAUAGGUUGUGUUGUUUGAUAUUGAGCCCUUCGGUGUUAUCGUCGUUGUUGUCUCGACAUGUAACGGUUCUCUCGUCUCGAGAGCAUCCCUCCCGCACGGUGUAUUGUACAGUAGACAAGUGUGGUUUUUGUCUCCAGUGGGGUGGCGCCUGACUUUGCACCGCUAGAUAGGAAGUGUCUUAUUAACCGUUAAAUACGUUUGGUUGAUAGUGUGCGGGGGUUGGUUCGAAGGUCUCAUGAGAAGGCAAGGCACCAACGCCGUAGUCUAGUGUAUUUACGCGAAAAGUACACGCACAGAUCGUUAUUUGAGUUUUAGUUGCGUCUGAUUAGGUUGUGUGAAGUUGCUAUAACUGACGCUGGGGGGGAGAUAAAUAGGCGAGAAUGGUAGCGAUAUGUGUGUGUGUGUGUGCCCUACCUUGGGCGCCAGAUUAUGGGGUUUCCUACGCGUUUCUCGGGCGUUCGUAGAGGCGGGGCCAGCUGGCAAGGACGAGAGGCGAC